Molecule: messenger RNA, 11053 nt
Organism: Ictalurus furcatus (blue catfish)
Lineage: Eukaryota; Metazoa; Chordata; Actinopteri; Siluriformes; Ictaluridae
Gene: dock3
Product: dedicator of cytokinesis 3
Exons: 55
Coding region: 1489-7710 (2073 amino acids)
Biological process (GO): small GTPase-mediated signal transduction
Cellular component (GO): cytoplasm; plasma membrane
Molecular function (GO): small GTPase binding; guanyl-nucleotide exchange factor activity
Source: RefSeq, a predicted model, not a curated record
UGGGGGGGUCUCCUCAACCACCACUAGUGCGUAGCAACCAACUAGAUGAUGGCAGCCAUAGUGCACCAGGACGCCCAUCACACACCAGCUAUUAGUGAAGAGGAGAGGAGAGUGAUGUCGCCAAUUCAGAGAUGGGGAUUAUUCGGUGACCAUGAUGGAGAAGGGCCAAUGGGGGAAUUUCUGCAGGACACUGGGGUUAGACCCCUACUCUUUUACGAUAAGUGUCCUGGGGUUUUUAUGUAUUUUUUUUCCUAAUGUAAAAAUAAAUGAAUCAUGGAAAUGAAUCACAAGUGAUUUUUACAUGAUUCAUUUAUUUUCACAUGAUUUUUUUCAUAUGAUUCAUUUGUGACUUUUUUUUCCACAAGUGAUUUUUUUUUACUUGAUUCUGUGAUUUUUCACGUUUGUUCACAUUUAUUUUAAUGAGAUUUUAUCACGUUAUUUUUUUGUGAUUUUUUUUUUACGACUUAUAUUCAUGUUAUGUUUUUUACAUGAUUCUUUUAUUUUCCACAUGUGAAAAAUGAAUAUUGUAAAAAAAAUAAUGUGCAAAUAAAUGAAUCAAGUAAAAAAAUCACUUAAAUGAUUCAAUACCGAAUCAAGAAUCGAAGAAAAAAAAAUCACUUGUGAAUACAAAUGAAUCAUAUGAAAAAAAAAAUCUCGUGUGAAAAUAAAUGAAUCAUGUAAAAAAAAUAAAAUAAAUAUCACGUGAAAACAAGCGUGAAACAUAGCCUAAAAGCCCAUAUGUAAACAGUUUAUAUAGAUUGCAGGGAGUCAUUUGGGAUUCGAUUCAAGUUCACACAGCAGUAAUAAAAGAUGUACAAGUGAGAGUCGAGUGCAGAGUCGCUUUAGGACAGCGUUCAGUUGAAGAGCAAAGAGCGCGCGCCUCCGGAGUCCAGCUUGCAGCGCGCGCGUUUCUCUGGAGUUCGAGCUCGAGCCGGCAUUGUGUGACAGCCAGUUCACAUCAUGUGACGGCGGAAACCGGGGGGUGGGGGGGAGAAAAAGAGGAGAGAGAUGGCGCAGCGUGCGCUGUAAAGAGCAUACAGUUCACAACACCGGUAAACAGCGGGACGGCUCAAUGUCGGGGGUUACGGGGGGGAAAAAACAACAACCCCAAAACGCACAGCACGCGCACGUGGGUAAAGCUCUCGAGCUCCUCUAAUCUCAGCUGUGUAGCAUCGUAAUCUCGCGACACAGACGGAAGACUGACUGACGGAGGAGCAGGAAUGAAUUCAUUAAAUAAAUAAACAAACAAACAAGUAAGCAAAUAAAUAAAUAAAUAGAUAAAGGCUCGUCUGCCGCGCGAUGCUGCUGCGCUGAUCUUUAGGAGGCUUCGGGAUUCCGCGCGAGACCGGAAACCGUGGAAAGAGAAGAGAGAAAGCACUUUGAUUUGUCAUGUUGCGUUUGGAGCGCGGAGUAUGUUCUCUAAAGCCUUGCUGAAUAGAUGCUGUGAUUGGAGCGGAACUUUCAUGCUUAGCUCGUGAACCGGAGAUCAUGUGGACGCCGACGGAGGACGAAAAGCUCGGAGUGGUAAUCUGCAGCUUCCGUGGCUCUCUGACUCAUGGCCUGAUUCUAGAGAUCGGAGAAACUGUUCAGAUCCUGGAGAAGUGUGAAGGAUGGUUUCGAGGAUUCUCAACCAGGAAACCUAAUGUCAAGGGCAUCUUCCCAGCUAGCUAUGUGUAUCUGCGGAAGGCUGUUGUCACCAACCGUGGGCAGUAUGAGACAGUGGUGCCUCUUGAAGAUUCCAUUGUGACCGAAGUCACCUCCACUCUACAGGAAUGGGCUGUACUUUGGAAGCAGCUCUAUGUGAAGCAUAAAGUGGACCUCUUUUAUAAGCUGCGUCACGUGAUGAACGAGCUGAUCGACCUGCGGCGGCAGAUGCUAUCUGGUCACCUGACCCAGGAUCAGAUUCGCGAGGUCAAGCGCCACAUCACCAUACGCCUCGACUGGGGCAAUGAACACUUAGGUCUGGACCUCGUACCAAGGAAGGACUUUGAAAUGGUGGAUGCAGACCAGAUUAGUGUCUCUGACCUCUACAAAAUGCAUCUGUCCAGCAGACACAGUGUCCAGCAAAGCACAUCACAGGGGGACAGCAUGCGGCAGCGUCAUGGUGAUGCGUGUCGGGUUCCCGUCCCUCACCACCUGUUUGUCAAUCUCAAGAGCUUUACUUACAACACCAUAGGAGAAGACACAGACAUUUUCUUUUCCCUCUAUGACCUUCGGGAAGGCAAACACAUAAGUGAGAAGUUCAUGGUGAAGCUCAACAAAAACGGAGGCCCAAAGAACCCGGAGAAAAUCGACCGGCUCUGCGCACUGUUUACGGACCUGAGCAAUAAGGAUAUGAAACGAGACCUGUACAUUGUAGCUCAGGUCAUCAGGACUGGGCGAAUGCUGCUGAAUGACUCGAAGAAGGGCCCUCCACAUGUGCACUACCGACGCCCAUACGGAUGCGCUGUGCUCGCUAUGAGCGAUGUGCUGCACACCAUAUCAGAGCUAAAGGAGGAGAAAGACUUCGUGCUCAAAGUUUACACAUGUAACAAUGAGAAUGAGUGGUACCAGAUUCAUGAGAACAUCAUCCGCAAGUCCAGCACCAAAUACACUGCACCCAGCACCAACUAUGGUCUGAUCAUCUCUCUGCAGUUGCUCAGGGGAGAGACGGAACAGAUCCGUAGGGAGAAUCCUAUGAUCUUCAACCGCGGCGUCGCCAUCACACGCAAACUCGGCUUUCCUGAUGUCAUCAUGCCAGGUGAUAUCCGUAAUGAUUUGUACCUCACCUUGGAGAGAGGCGAUUUUGAGAGAGGAGGGAAGAGCGUACAGAAGAACAUCGAGGUCACAGUGUAUGUGUUGUAUGCCGACGGAGAAAUUCUUAAGGACUGCAUUAGCCUGGGCUCAGGAGAGCCGAAUAUCAGUGAGCACCGUUCACUCGUCCUCUACCACAACAACAGCCCUCGCUGGAGUGAAGUGAUCAAGCUGCCCAUCCCCAUCGAUCGCUUCAGAGGCUCCCAUCUGCGCUUCGAGUUCAGGCACUGCUCGACAAAAGACAAAGGCGAGAAGAAACUCUUUGGUUUUGCUUUCACACCUCUAAUGAGAGAAGAUGGUACGACGCUAUCGGACGAGUGUCACGAACUCUAUGUCUACAAGUGUGACGAGAACACAACCUUCAGCAACCAUGCUCUGUAUCUGGGCUUACCCUGCUGUAAGGACGACUUUAACGGCUGCCCCAACAUUCCCUCCAGCCUCAUCUUCCAGCGUAGCACCAAGGAAACCCUGUGGAUCUCCACUCAGCUCUCCUCCACCAAGCUCACACAGAAUGUGGACUUGCUGGCUCUGCUGAAGUGGAAAGCUCAACCUGAUCGCGUGAUGGACAUUCUAGGUCGACUGAGACAUGUUAGUGGAGAGGAAAUAGUCAAAUUUCUUCAGGACAUCCUGGACACACUGUUCUCCAUUUUAGAUGACAACACAGACAAAUAUGGUCCUCUGGUGUUUCAGUCGCUGGUAUUCAUCAUCAAUCUGCUCCGGGACAGCAAAUACUACCACUUCCGCCCAGUGAUGGACACUUACAUCCAGAAACACUUUGCUGGAGCUCUGGCCUAUAAAGAGCUUAUCCGCUGCCUGAAAUGGUAUAUGGACCGCUCAGCAGAGGUCGUCCGGCAGGACCACAUUCAAGAAGCAAUGAGGGCACUGGAGUAUUUGUUCAAGUUCAUAGUCCAGUCGCGGAUCCUGUACUCUCGGGCCACCUGUGGCAUGGAGGAGGAACAAUUUCGCACCAGCAUCCAGGAGCUCUUCCAGUCCAUCCGCUUCGUGCUGAGCUUGGACAGCCGCAGCUCAGAGACUCUCAUUUUCACCCAGGCAGCCCUGCUUAAUUCCUUCCCAGCCAUCUUUGAUGAGUUGCUGCAGAUGUUCACAGUGCAGGAGGUGGCUGAGUUUGUGAGGGGAACCUUGGGGAGCAUGCCCAGUACCGUGCACAUAGGCCAGUCGAUGGAUGUGGUGAAGCUGCAGUCCAUUGCUCGGACAGUAGAUAGCAGGUUGUUCUCUUUUCCAGAGUCAAGAAGGAUUCUCCUACCAGUGGUCUUGCACCACAUCCAUCUUCAUCUUCGUCAGCAAAAAGAACUGCUCAUCUGUUCAGGGAUCUUGAGCAGCAUCUUCUCCAUCAUCAAGGCCAGUUCUCUGGAGACCUCAGUUCAGGAGGAGGUGGAGAUGGUGGUGGAGAGCUUGUUGGAUGUUCUUUUGCAGACCCUGCUCGCCAUCAUGAGCAAGUCGCAAGCUCAGGAGGCGGUAAGAGGCCAGCGCUGCCCACAGUGCACGGCCGAGAUCACUGGUGAAUACGUGUCUUGCCUGCUGUCUCUCCUGCGGCAAAUGACAGACAUCCACUUUCAGCACCUCUUGGACAACUUCCAGAGCAAAGAGGAGUUAAAGGAGUUUUUGCUGAAGAUUUUCUGUGUUUUCCGCAACUUGAUGAAGCUCAGCAUUUUCCCCAGAGACUGGAAUGUGAUGCGGCUCCUGACCAGCAACAUCAUUGUAACCACAGUGCAGUAUCUCUCUCCUGCUCUGCACAAGAACUUCACGGAUGCUGACUUUGACUUUAAGGUUUGGAACUCGUACUUCAGUCUUGCAGUACUGUACAUCAACCAGCCCAGUCUGCAGCUCGAGAUCUUAACCCCAUCCAAGAGGAAGAAGAUUCUAGACAAGUAUGGUGAUAUGAGAGUCAUGAUGGCCUAUGAGCUAUUCAGCAUGUGGCAAAACCUUGGUGAAAAUAAGAUCAACUUUAUCCCAGGAAUGAUUGGACCCUUCCUGGGCGUGACCCUGGUGCCUCAGAGUGAGGUCAGGAACAUCAUGAUCCCCAUCUUCCACGACAUGAUGGACUGGGAACAGCGCAAGAACGGCAACUUCAAACAGGUGGAGGCAGAGCUCAUAGAUAAGCUGGACAGUCUAGUGUCUGAGGGUAAAGGAGACGAGAACUACAGAGAGCUUUUUGGGUUGCUUACUCAGCUUUUUGGGCCCUAUCCCAGUCUGUUGGAAAAAAUCGAGCAGGAGACGUGGCGUGAGACAGGCAUCUCUUUCGUCACCUCUGUCACUCGCCUUAUGGAGAGGCUACUGGAUUACAGGGAUUGCAUGAAGGGAGAUGAGACGGAGAACAAGAAGAUUGGCUGCACCGUCAACUUGCUAAACUUCUAUAAGUCUGAGAUCAACAAAGAGGAGAUGUACAUCCGCUACAUUCACAAGCUUUGUGACAUGCACCUGCAGGCUGAGAACUACACAGAGGCGGCGUUUACUCUGCUCCUCUACUGGGAGCUGCUGCAGUGGGAGGAUCGACCCCUGCGGGAGUUUCUGCACUACCCGGCUCAGAGCGAGUGGCAUCGCAAAGAGGAUCUUUGCCGCAAGGUCAUCCACUAUUUCAACAAGGGCAAGUGCUGGGAAUAUGGGAUUCCUUUUUGCCGAGAGCUUGCCUUACAAUACGAAUCCUUAUACGACUACCAGAGCCUCAGUUGGAUACGGAAAAUGGAAGCAGCCUACUAUGAUAACAUUAUGGAGCAGCAGAGACUGGAGCCCGAGUUCUUCAGGGUGGGCUUUUACGGUCGAAAAUUUCCUUUCUUCCUCAGGAACAAGGAGUUUGUUUGCCGUGGGCAUGACUACGAGAGGCUUGAAGCCUUCCAGCAGAGGAUGCUGGGAGAAUUCCCACAAGCAAUUGCCAUGCAACAUCCCAACCAACCAGAUGAGGCCAUUUUGCAGUGCGAUGCCCAGUACUUGCAGAUCUAUGCUGUAUCUCCAGUUCCAGAAAAUGUAGAAGUGCUUCAGAUGGACCGUGUGCCUGACCGAAUUAAAAGCUUCUACCGAGUGAACAACGUGCAUCGCUUUCGCUACGACCGACCCUUCCACAAAGGUCCCAAAGACAAGGACAAUGAGUUCAAGAGUUUGUGGAUCGAGAGGACCACACUUAUCCUCACACAUCCCCUGCCGGGCAUCUCUCGUUGGUUUGAGGUGGACAAGAGAGAGCUGGUUGAAGUGAGCCCGCUGGAGAAUGCCAUCUCCGUGGUGGAGAAUAAGAACCAGGAACUGCGCACUUUAAUCAGCCAGUACCAGCACAAGCAGCUGCACGGCAACAUUAACCUACUUAGCAUGUGUCUCAACGGAGUGAUUGAUGCAGCUGUCAACGGAGGCAUCGCUCGCUACCAGGAGGCAUUCUUUGAUAAAGAAUACAUCUCCACUCACCCAGAGGACACAGAAAAAAUCACUCAGCUCAAGGACCUCAUGCAAGAACAGGUCCACAUCCUGGGUGUAGGGCUGGCGGUCCAUGAGAAACUGGUGCACCCGGAAAUGCGUCCUCUACACAAGAAGCUGAUAGAUCAGUUCCAGAUGAUGCGGAGCAGUCUGUGCCAUGGUUUGCCUGGCUUGGACAGACUGAGUGCAGCCUGCUCUGGACCCAGCAACCCACGAGCCAUCCUCCCGUCCCAUAAUCCUAUGAGCCCAGAGAGCAUCAAACUCAUGCACAGACACAGCCCAUCUUUGUCUCGUACCGUGCGUCACUCCUCGUCUUCCCUCUCCUCCAGUGAGACGGGGAACCUCCUCAUCCUCACUGACGGAGUGCUGAUGGAGCAUCCUGAAGAGCUCUACCGCAUGCAGCCCAGUCCCUCGACGUCCAGCCUGAGCUCUACUCACUCCGCUCCUCCUCAGAUGAUCAACUCGGGCCCCGGCAGCAUCCGAGUCGGUUCUCCAUCACUGCCUGAUCGAUACAGGCACAACCGCGAGAUGCUGAUGCUACUGCCAGCGCAUCGAGAUCGGCCCAGCAGCGCCAUGUACCCCAACCUCAGUGAGAAUGGACAGCCUACCAACCUGCAGAGGGCCUUGUUUCAUCAGGUGAUUGGUCCAUGCAAGCCAUGCAGCGACCCCAAUCUCUCUGUGGCUGAAAAAGUGCUGAGUGCUCCUAGCAGUUGGAGCCUGGACAGUGGCACGAGAGAUGCACUGCCUUUCCUCUCGUCCCACGUGGGGAGUGUGAUGGCUCCACCAGUGCCCCCUCGCAACUUUCCUCCUGGGCACUUCUCGAUGCACUUUGAUGCUUUCCAGCAGCAGAUUGGUGAACUCCCCCCAGCCCUCCCUGCACGCUCCUUAAGAAAGAUCAAGUUCAUGUCCUUAGCCGGAUUUGCAAGACCAUUCAACAUGCACCACUGGUUUGAUUCACCUCUUCACCCCAUACCCGCCUCACCCACAAGUCCUCAGUCGGCCCUUGAUGGUAGUAACUCCACGCUGUCGGGCAGUGCCAGCAGUGGCGUCUCGUCCCUAAGCGAGAGCAACUUCUGCCCUUCCUCAUCAGAUGCUCCUGCGCUGGACUCAACGCCCAGCUGCCAGACGUGGACCACAGAUACUGAUGAGGCGGAGACACCCCGCAUCGUCCACUACAGUGUCUCUGAGCCUGACGUCCUGGACAGCCUAAAGCCAGCCCCCUGUCGCAGUCACUCAGCACCUGUGGGCGUCAUGCCAGUGCUGCCUCCAGAUGGGCACCACCAUAUCCACGCUGGGCCUGUUGGCCAUUACCACCUCCAUCAGCAUGAGCCACCUCCAGCGCUUCCCCCAAAACCGUACCUGAGAGAAGGCUGCAUCCCAGAGGAGGACUUGAGACCUGUGCCGAGACCAAUGCCACGCAAGAUCUCCCAACCACUGCUCACCAACAAGGAAGAGCAGGCCAAAGUGGCAUGGGAGCAUGGAAUCAGUGAGGAGUAGAGGCGUGGCUGGAAGUGGAGCAGGUCGAUUGCAUGUCGAGUGGUUGAAGCUGGGUUUGGAGAAUUGUAGAAUUGUAGAAAGAGAGAAUUUGAUCUGGUUCAUGUUACCUCCAACAAGACUUUUUACCAAUCAUCAUAGGAGCCCCACUGGUCCUGAUGCAAGAACUGAGUAAAUCCCUUUGAUGAACUUUGAAGAUUAUAGCGGUCUGGUUUAUGCUUCAUCAGAAGUGCUUCUGGGAAUGGCCUCAAAAGGAACUUCUGAAAGCCUGUAAUGUUCUUGGUUUUCAAAACAGUAGGAGGUUCUUCAUUUUUUUUUUCAAUCUGUCCAUCAAAUAAUGGGGGCGUGCCAGUAAACAGGAAUAAGUAUUACGUGAAAGACAUUUUGUUGUCUGUUCCACCAGAAUGGUGUCUUGAUUUGACAUGCAGUGUAUGAGGAUAUAGCAGUUUUUAAUGUGAACUCAUCUGAGACAUCGACAAUCUCAUGUAAACUGCAUGUGCAGUUUCGGGCAAGCUAAUUUAAAAAUUUUCAUUAGAUAAGCUACAAGUACUCUGAACACUGCAUAAGUGCCUCCAAGCGACUGACAAGAAAUAUAACAGGUAUUGAGUACAUCACAUUAAGAAUAUGAAGUUAAAUUAUAUGUUAAAAAUAUGAAGUACAAUAGUUUAUUGAUCAUUAAAAUCGUUAAGUCAUUGGACUGUGCUGUUAUAGGAAAAGAAUCCAUGCUGAACUGGAGUCAUACAGCUCGAAGUGAAGCAAAGUUAUUUUCCUAUAACUGCAUGAUUACAUUUUUUAACUUAUUAAUUAACAUCACGUCACGCUCCACUAUCCUUUCCCAAACUCCACUAUCCUUUCCCAAACUCCACUAUCCUUUCCCAAAAGACUUUCCUAUACCGGAAAAUUUACUGACAUUACAAAGCGCUGAUGCUGAAGACUCCUUCGAUAAAUGUUGUAUAAACGUCUCCUUACAGAAAGCUUCACCAUAUCAACAGUUACAGGUAUUCCUUUGUUAAAUAACAACAUGUUAAUAAAAAAAAGUUCAUUAUUAGCCUUAGAUUAUGUGGAGCAUAAUCUAGACAAGACAAGUCUCUGUGAAUUAGUUGCCACUACAGACACGAUAACGUAUUAUUAAGAUAAAACAUUAAUCAUUUAUGUUAUGAUUGGAAGGUCGGAGGGUUCAAGCGCCAACACUGCCAAGCUGCCACUGUUGGGCCUUUGAGCAAGACCCUUAACCCUCUCUGCUCCAGGGGCGCUGUAUCAUGGCUGACCCUGCGCUCUGACCCCAACUUCCUAACAUGCUGGGGUAUGUGAAGAAAAGAAUUUCACUGUGCUGUGACCAAUAAAGACUCAUUAAAACUACUGUCAGAGCUCCUGUUCUAGAAAAUUAAUCCAAAGCUACUGAAUUCAACGCUGUUUUAUUUAAAAAAAAAAAAAAAAAGAAAAAGAAAAAAAAAGAAAGAAUAAACAUUGCAACACUGUAUCUUGGACAACCUCCCUUAAAAACGAAUUAUGUUGAAAUAGUAGCAAAAUCAAACCUCCCAUUCAAUAGUGACUUUUCUGAAAUGCCUUUUUCAGAAGUUUCAGAAGUAUAUUCUGAAGGAAGCAUAAACCAGUCUUGAGUCCUACUAGAUUCGUGCUUGCCACAUUUCUACCACUACCACUACUAUAAUCUUUUUUUUUUUUCCUUAACGUUUUUCUAGAGAACUGUGAGGAUUUUGGUUUUACUCCAUUUACUCCUUUGGUAGGUGAUUUUACCCCAAAUGACUUACAAGUGAGAUAGAAUGCAAUCCAAGCGUAGAGCUGGAGAGUUGGGGUUAAAGUUGACAUUCAGGAAGCAUUCAAACUCGCAUUGGAACUCGCAACCUUCCAGACCUGGGAUUUGAACUCACAAGCUUCUGGACUCUUGAGUAGAACCUUAAGCACUGAGCUCCCACUAUGAAGAUCUAUAGUACAGUAUGAAAGCAUGGCAAAUGUUCUCGCUAAUGUUCUCGUCGACGUUAGCGGCAGUCAAAAAUAUUCAAAGAUGUACGAUUUUGUUAGGCCCGUCCCACAUUCUGAUAUGUCUUUUAACCACUUAGAAAGGAGAGUAUUCAAUGUUUUAACAUGUCAGUUAUGUAAGUGGUUAACUGUGAUUUAUUUUCAUUUGAAGAGUUUGAAUCGACGGAGGGCAUACAUGUUAAAUUUGUGCAAAAUCUACUAAUUUUGGAGGGCGAAUUCACCUUUUUUUUUUUUUUUUUUUUUUUUUUUUUUUUUAAAUUCUGGAAGAACCGCACUUUAGCACUUAGUUCUGGAGUACCAAAAACCUUUUGAAGUAAGUGACAUUUAUUUCAAAAAUAAACAUUUUCGUUUUGCUGAGUCAUUCGGACGAGAGACUCGGGCCUUGUUUUAUAUUGUUAUAAUCACAGAAACUGUCCUAAGUCUGUGAAGUCUGACUCGAAACAUUCUCAUUUAUCCUCCCAUAACAUUGACGUGACCGUCAGUAUUCCUCCCCAAUGUGGUACACUUUCUAUUUUCGUUUAAGAAUUCAGUUCUGAAAUAGGAAACUCCCUGCCAAUUCUCUGAGGAGUUGGCACACUGACAUGGCACUAAGAGGCUUAUGUACACGGCAAAGCUUCAUUACACACACACGCACACUUUAUUAUCACGCUGCAAAAGCAAAUCAGCCAACCACUCGCAGCUCAAUUAUCCACUUAGAUGAAUACGAAAGCCAUUUCACAGAUGUCUUUACAGCGGAACUGCUUUUGCUCGCAGCACGUUCCGCUUUAUUAUUUCAUUUCUUUCCCUUACGUUUUUGUAAAGAUGAAUAUAUUUUUAGAUAGCAAUUGUAAACCUCCCUAACUUUAUCUAAUAAAAACCUGUAUAGUAAAAAUAAGACAGAUAAAAUUAUAUAUUAAUAUUAAUCCAGGGUGAUGGGUGAUAACAUUUAAAUAAUGUACACUGUUAUUAUGCAAGUGAAGGGAUUUUGACCCUUUUAGCUGCUGAAGGAUGUGCAAUCGCUUCCUGGUAGAUACAUGAUGAUGUGUGAGACUAGAAGAUGUGAUUUAAUUUCAUAAGACUUUUUGUACAAGUGUGCAGGUUUUCUUUAUUAUAGUAGGGACACAACAGUGAAAUAAAUGGCAGGAGUGAUCUACAAUGACUUUAGAAGAAGAAAUGCCUCUGGACAUGCAUAGUUGAAAUUUUUUCCACUGUUAGAUUGCGUUACUUUUUUUUUUCCCCCUCAAGGAUGUGAUAUGGAAAUUUGUUAUGGCUAAUUCUGUAACAAAUACCGAAACACAUUCAUUUGCAAUUUUUCAUAUCAUUGUUUUCUUUUCUUUUUUUUUUUGUAUUUUGCAGUACUACAAGCUGC